Molecule: messenger RNA, 804 nt
Organism: Schistosoma margrebowiei
Lineage: Eukaryota; Metazoa; Platyhelminthes; Trematoda; Strigeidida; Schistosomatidae
Source: the annotation of a GenBank genome assembly
AUGAAACAAAUUGUGUUUUACUUUUUAUUUUUUACUUCUCUCAUUAACAAAGAAAAGAAAAGAAACACUUCACAUAAGCACAAUUCAUCAUCAUCAUCAUCAUCAUCAUCAUCAUCAUCAUCAUCAUCAUCAUCAUCAUCAUCAUCAUCAUCAUCAUCAUCAUCAUCAUCAUCAUCAUCAUCAUCAUCAUCAUCAUCAUCAUCAUCAUCAUCAUCAUCAUCAUCAUCAUCAUCAUCAUCAUCAUCAUCAUCAUCAUCAUCAUCAUCAUCAUCAUCAUCAUCAUCAUCAUCAUCAUCAUCAUCAUCAUCAUCAUCAUCAUCAUCAUCAUCAUCAUCAUCAUCAUCAUCAUCAUCAUCAUCAUCAUCAUCAUCAUCAUCAUCAUCAUCAUCAUCAUCAUCAUCAUCAUCAUCAUCAUCAUCAUCAUCAUCAUCAUCAUCAUCAUCAUCAUCAUCAUCAUCAUCAUCAUCAUCAUCAUCAUCAUCAUCAUCAUCAUCAUCAUCAUCAUCAUCAUCAUCAUCAUCAUCAUCAUCAUCAUCAUCAUCAUCAUCAUCAUCAUCAUCAUCAUCAUCAUCAUCAUCAUCAUCAUCAUCAUCAUCAUCAUCAUCAUCAUCAUCAUCAUCAUCAUCAUCAUCAUCAUCAUCAUCAUCAUCAUCAUCAUCAUCAUCAUCAUCAUCAUCAUCAUCAUCAUCAUCAUCAUCAUCAUCAUCAUCAUCAUCAUCAUCAUCAUCAUCAUCAUCAUCAUCAUCAUCAUCAUCAUCAUCAUCAUCAUCAUCAUCAUCAUCAUCAUCAUCAUCAUCAGCGUGA